This is a messenger RNA of Necator americanus (New World hookworm), 342 nucleotides long. RefSeq lists its product as uncharacterized. The transcript has a single exon. The record is from RefSeq and is a predicted model, not a curated record. Bases 1 to 342 code for a protein of 113 amino acids. Lineage: Eukaryota; Metazoa; Nematoda; Chromadorea; Rhabditida; Ancylostomatidae.
AUGUUACCUUCCAGAGAUCUCGCAAAUGCUACAUGGGAUGUCAAAAUGGAAUCUCAAUUCAAUCGUCGAAAUGGAGCUCGACGCCACAGCUUUGAGAUCAACGACGUAAUUUUUGCCAAGGAUUAUCGAGGACAGAAACCUACUUGGACUCCCGGUUUCAUCACCCUCCGUGUUGGAAACGCAACCUACAGUGGAAACAAAGUAUGGGCUCGACACGUAAAUCAGUUGCAAUCCCGGACCGACACAACAGCGACUAACACUUUCUUAGAUGUGCUCGACUUAUCACUACUCGACUCUGCGAGGAAGGGCGAUUGUGCGACGUCUACUGCCGACUCGUCCUAA